UUUGACUUGGUCGUGUGGUCUAUCCGGGAUCUCUCUGCUGGAGGUGAAGGAGCGUCUGUCCCCGCGCUGCCUCCGCUCUCAAUGGCCCUCAGGACCUAUUCCAUUUGAAUGUCUGGGCCCUUCGAGUGACCGAGGAUGGAUAUUCUGUGGAUGUUAUGGAUCGUACCGGCCGUGACGGUGGUGACGGCAGUGGAAGAGACGCUCAUGGACUCGACCACGGCCACAGCGGAGCUCGGCUGGACCGUCUACCCCGUGUCAGGCUCCAGCGACAACAGCUGGGAGGAGGUGAGCGGUUAUGAUGAGAACAUGAACACCAUCCGGACGUACCAGGUCUGCAAUGUGUUCGACAACAACCAGAACAACUGGGUACGGACAAAGUACAUCCGGCGCCGUGGGGCCCAGCGGAUCCACGUGGAGAUGAAGUUCUCGGUCAGGGACUGCAGCAGCAUCCCCAACGUACCGGGCUCCUGUAAAGAGACUUUCAAUCUGUACUACUAUGAAUCGGACGCUGACACGGCCACCAGAACCUCACCGGCCUGGAUGGAGAACCCCUGGAUCAAGGUGGACACCAUUGCAGCAGACGAGAGCUUCUCCCAGGUGGACCUGGGAGGCAGAGUGAUGAAGAUCAACACCGAGGUCCGGAGCUUCGGCCCCGUGUCGCGAAACGGCUUCUACUUGGCCUUCCAGGACUACGGAGGCUGCAUGUCGCUCAUCGCCGUCCGCGUCUUCUACCGGAAAUGUCCGCGGAUCAUCACGAACGGGGCGUUGUUCCAGGAGACGCUCUCCGGCGCAGAGAGCACCUCGCUGGUCGCUGCCAGAGGCGUUUGUAUCCCGAACGCAGAGGAGGUGGAUGUGCCCAUUAAACUGUACUGCAACGGAGACGGAGAGUGGAUGGUUCCCAUCGGACGCUGCAUGUGCAAGUCGGGCAACGAGGCUGUGGAGAACGGGACCGUGUGUCGAGCUUGUGCGUCCGGCUCCUUCAAGCCGACUCAGGGAGACGAGUCUUGUCUGCAGUGUCCCAUCAACAGCCGCACCACCAGCGAAGGAGCCAUCAACUGCGUCUGUCGCAACGGAUACUAUCGCACCGACUCUGAUCCUCUCCAGAUGCCGUGCACAACCGUCCCCUCGGCGCCGCAGACCGUCAUCUCCAGUGUGAACGAGACGUCCGUCAUGUUGGAGUGGACGCCUCCUCGGGACUCCGGCGGCCGCGAGGACGUCGUCUUCAACAUCAUCUGUAAGAGCUGCGGCGGCGGGCGAGGCGGCUGCACCCGCUGCGGGGACAACGUCCAGUUCCUGCCCCGUCAGCUGGGCCUGACGGAAUCCCGGGUCUACAUCAGCGACCUGCUGGCCCACACGCAGUACACCUUCGAGGUGCAGGCCGUCAACGGGGUGUCGGACCAGAGCCCCUACUCCCCCCAGUACGCCUCCGUCAACAUCACCACCAACCAGGCCGCUCCGUCCACGGUGUCGAUCAUGCACCAGGUCAGUCGCACGGUGGACAGCAUCACUCUCUCCUGGUCGCAGCCCGACCAGCCCAACGGCGUCAUCCUGGACUACGAGCUGCAGUACUAUGAGAAGGACCAGUCAGAAUAUAACUCGACCACCGUCAGGAGCCAGACCAACACGGUGGUCAUCCGAGGCCUGAGGCCGGGAAGCAUCUACGUGUUCCAGGUCCGAGCCCGGACCGUGGCCGGGUUCGGACGCUACAGCGGAAAACUGUACUUCCAGACCAUGACUGAGGAGGAAUACAACACCAGCAUUCAGGAGAAGCUUCCUCUCAUCAUCGGAUCAGCCGCCGCCGGCUUGGUCUUCCUCAUCGCUGUGGUCGUCAUCAUCAUCGUCUGUAAUCGGAGGCGUGGCUUCGACCGGGCUGAUUCAGAGUACACGGACAAACUGCAGCACUACACCAGCGGCCACAUGACUCCAGGAAUGAAGAUCUACAUCGAUCCGUUCACGUAUGAGGAUCCCAACGAGGCCGUGAGGGAGUUCGCCAAGGAGAUCGAUAUAACCUGCGUGAAGAUUGAACAGGUCAUCGGUGCAGGAGAGUUCGGCGAGGUGUGCAGCGGAAACCUGAGGCUGCCGGGGAAGAGGGAGAUGUUCGUGGCCAUAAAGACUCUGAAGUCCGGCUACACGGAGAAGCAGAGGCGGGACUUCCUAAGCGAGGCGAGCAUCAUGGGCCAGUUCGACCAUCCCAACGUCAUCCGCCUGGAGGGCGUGGUCACCAAGAGCAGCCCCGUCAUGAUCGUCACGGAGUUCAUGGAGAACGGGUCUCUGGACUCCUUCCUCCGACAAAACGACGGGCAGUUCACUGUGAUCCAGCUCGUUGGGAUGCUGCGCGGCAUCGCCUCCGGCAUGAAGUACCUCGCUGACAUGAACUACGUGCACCGCGACCUCGCCGCGCGCAACAUCCUGGUCAACAGCAACCUGGUGUGCAAGGUGUCGGACUUCGGCCUCUCGCGCUUCCUGGAGGACGACACGUCGGAUCCGACCUACACCAGCGCUCUGGGUGGGAAGAUCCCGAUCCGGUGGACGGCACCUGAAGCGAUCCAGUACAGGAAGUUCACGUCUGCGAGCGACGUGUGGAGCUACGGGAUCGUCAUGUGGGAGGUCAUGUCCUACGGGGAGAGGCCUUACUGGGACAUGACCAAUCAAGAUGUCAUCAACGCCAUAGAGCAGGACUACCGGCUGCCGCCGCCCAUGGACUGUCCCAGCGCGCUCCACCAGCUCAUGCUGGACUGUUGGCAGAAAGACCGGAACAAUCGGCCCAAGUUCAGCCAGAUCGUCAACAACCUGGACAAGAUGAUCCGCAACCCCAACUCGCUGAAGGCCAUGACUCCGUUAUCUUCAGGUGUUCACCUCCCGCUGCUGGACCGCAGCAUCCCGGACUUCUCCAGCUUCAGCACAGUGGACGAGUGGCUGGACGCCAUCAAGAUGGGCCAGUACAAAGACAACUUUGCCAGUGCUGACUUCACUACGUUCGAUGUGGUGUCUCAGAUGACCAUGGACGACAUCCUGAGGGUGGGUGUGACACUCGCAGGCCAUCAGAAGAAGAUCCUCAACAGCGUCCAGAUGAUGCGAGCUCAGAUGAACCAGAUCCAGUCGGUGGAGGUUUGACCCUCGGGAGUGGAGCAGAGGGGGCCGGCGUCGGGAUGCAGGUCUCUGGCUGCGGAGGAUGGAGUGGAUGUUUUAUUUUUUGCGUGACAGUGUGUCUGGUCUUCCCACCAGACGACCGUUCAUCCCUCGUUCCCCUCGCCACUCCCCUCUCUCCUCCUCUGACUCUCUCCAUCCUUGGAAUCUGAGGUCCAUGCGAUGAGGCGCCAGGGGGCCGACAGCCGACAGCCAACCCGCCUCUGGAGCCAGAACCACGGGAGUCAGACGUGACCAGCAAACGUAUUUUUCAAUCUUCCACUGAUUUUCAUUUGAUGUACAACAUUUAUUGUUUUGGUUUGUUUGUUCUGAUCAUUUUGUAAAGAUUUUUUUUUAAAGAAAAAAAGAGAAAAACUGAUAAAAGGCAAGAGUUUGUCUAAAUUAAUAGAUGAUAUAAGGUUGAACACUAGAUGAGCUGAGUAGGAAAGCUUCCCUUUAAAAGGGCAAAAAAAAAAGAAAAAGAAAGGACAAGAUGAGGAGAAGAGGACGAGUCCUGAACGAGUCCUGAACGAGUCCUGGACGAGUCCUGGACGAGUCCUGAACGAGUCCUGAACGAGUCCUGGACGAGUCCUGGACGAGUCCUGGUCGAGUCCUGGUCGUCGUCCGUGG
Messenger RNA from Scophthalmus maximus (turbot), 3756 nucleotides. RefSeq names its product eph receptor B2b (gene ephb2b). Gene Ontology annotation, molecular function: ATP binding; transmembrane-ephrin receptor activity; protein binding. The transcript is spliced from 16 exons. Gene Ontology annotation, biological process: axon guidance; central nervous system projection neuron axonogenesis; protein phosphorylation. Bases 136 to 3114 code for a protein of 992 amino acids. Lineage: Eukaryota; Metazoa; Chordata; Actinopteri; Pleuronectiformes; Scophthalmidae. Gene Ontology annotation, cellular component: plasma membrane; neuron projection. The record is from RefSeq and is a predicted model, not a curated record.